Columba livia (rock pigeon) is the source of this 676-nucleotide messenger RNA. RefSeq names its product macrophage migration inhibitory factor (gene MIF). NCBI's taxonomy places the organism in Eukaryota, Metazoa, Chordata, Aves, Columbiformes, Columbidae. The record is from RefSeq and is a predicted model, not a curated record. The transcript has 3 exons. Gene Ontology annotation, molecular function: phenylpyruvate tautomerase activity; cytokine activity. The coding region runs from base 134 to 481 and encodes 115 amino acids.
CGGUCCCUUUAAGGCCGGCGCGGCCCCGCGGAAUAAAAGCGCCGCCGCCUCCUCUUCGCUCCAUUCUGCCGCCACCGCUCUCGCAGUUUCCGCCGCUCCGCUCCUGCCGUCGGCCCCGCCGCCCCCCGCCACCAUGCCCAUGUUCACCAUCCAAACCAACGUCUGCAAGGACGCCGUGCCCGACAGCCUGCUGGGCGAGCUCACCCAGCAGCUGGCCAAGGCCACCGGCAAGCCCGCGCAGUACAUUGCUGUGCACAUCGUACCUGAUCAGAUGAUGUCCUUUGGGGGCUCCACUGAUCCCUGCGCAGUCUGCAGCCUGUACAGCAUUGGCAAAAUUGGAGGGCAGCAGAACAAGACCUACACCAAGCUCCUGUGUGAUCUGAUCUCUAAGCACUUGCAUAUAUCUGCAGACAGGGUGUAUGUCAACUACUUUGACAUGAACGCUGCCAAUGUGGGCUGGAAUGGCUCCACCUUUGCAUAGAGCUCCUGUUUGUGAAGAGGCUGCUCCUGGACCUCCCCCCGUCCUGCCCCUUAGCAGAGACCACCGCACAGAUGGCCCCGUGUUGCAUUUUGUACACUCUCACAGAUUGAUGGCUCCGUGCUAGUGUUUAAAUAUUGCUGCUUCAACAUUCCUCUGUUUUUUCUGUGUAGAAAACAAAUAAAGAUUUAGAAAUAA